UUUUACAAAUUUUUCAAACUUUCUUUAAAAUAAGGAAGCUUGUGGGUUUAGACUUAUAAACAUAUAAAAAUGAGAAACUUUGUAAACUUGGUUCAAACAGCAUUAUUUCUUAUCUUUAUUGUUUGUGAAGUAGAAAGUGAGCUCAACUUACGUCCGGUAUUAGGGAUUAUCACACAAAAAACAAGUGAAGUGUUUGAACCGCUGGUUCCAUAUAACUCAACUUAUAUUGCUUCCUCUUAUGUUAAGUUCUUGGAAAUGGCAGGUGCAGAAGUUGUACCAAUUAUAUCUACUUGGAAUAAAAAACGAAUAGAAAGAGUUAUAAGAAAAGUAAAUGGAGUUUUAUUACCAGGAGGUGCUGCGCCGUUCAAUGAAUCAAGCUACUGGGAUGCUUCAGUAAUUGCUUAUAAAGUUGCAGUAGAAUUGAAUAAUAAAGGUGUUUACUAUCCAUUGUUUGGGAUAUGUCUUGGCUUUGAAACAUUGCAUGAAAUUGUUGCGCAAGAGAAUUCAACCAGCUUUUUCGAUUCUGAGAACCUCACGAUACCAUUAAAUUUCACUCAAAUGGCAUACAAAAGUCGAUUGUUUAAAGAUAUGAGUAAGGAACUUAUGCAAAGUCUCUUAUUUGACAACAUAACAUUAAAUAUGCAUAAAAUGGGUGUGAGCAUAAAAACAUUUCAAAAUAAUGAAAAAUUAAAAAAAAUGUUUCAAAUACUUUCAACUAAUUUGGAUAGAGAUGGGAGAGAGUUUGUUUCAACGGUUGAGGGAAUAAAAUAUCCAUUUUAUGGAACACAAUGGCAUCCCGAAAAGAAUAUAUUUGAAUGGACACCAUUUCAAGCCAUAAACCACGGCCCAACAGCUGUUAAAGUAACACAACAUUUUGCAAACUUUUUCGUCAAUGAAGCAAGAAGGAAUAAAAACAAAUUUGCUUCUGAAGAAGAGCUCGAGAGUUUAUUAAUUAUGAACUAUAAACUUAUUUGGGGUGCUGGUGUUUCAGCUUUUGGGCAAAUUUAUAUAUUUCAAGAUGAAACUUUUCUUAAAAUUAAGAAGAACAAAAAACUUAAGAAAAUUAAUAGUCAAAUUGACAAAAAAUAAUUUGUUAUUAAAUUUUUGAAGAGUUAUUUUGCAGGAUUGAAUCUUUAAUAAAAGAUUCUUUUUUAUUUGUAUUGCUGCAAAUUGUGUAAAAUAACAAUAAACAAUCUUAAAAUUACGGAAUAGCAAUCCCGGAAUAUCAAAAUCCUGGAACCUGUACAAAUUGUUGAUCUCGAAAUCUCGGUGUUAGUUUCAAAAGUUUCCCGGGAUUUUGAGAUCAUAAUUAAAAAAGUAAAAAUAAAAAAUGUUUAAUCUUAUUUGAUUAUUUGUACAUCACAAAAUUUUUAGUGAAUAUAAUAUUGGUAUAAUAUUUAUUUUAAAGCUA
Molecule: messenger RNA, 1411 nt
Organism: Hydra vulgaris (swiftwater hydra)
Lineage: Eukaryota; Metazoa; Cnidaria; Hydrozoa; Anthoathecata; Hydridae
Product: gamma-glutamyl hydrolase A
Biological process (GO): tetrahydrofolylpolyglutamate metabolic process
Cellular component (GO): vacuole
Molecular function (GO): gamma-glutamyl-peptidase activity
Source: RefSeq, a predicted model, not a curated record